AUUGGGGUUUGAUUAUAAUUAAAAAGAGAAAGACCCAUUGUGGGUGUUGAGGAUCAGAUAAGGCUUUCUUCCUCCAAUUCCCAUGGCAGCACCUUCACUCUCCGCAGCACUCACUUCUCUCUCCUCUCUGACCCUCUCAACCCCAUCUCGCUUCUCUCUCCUCCCCACACCAUCAAACAAACACUCUCUCUGCCUCGCCAAACCCUCACUCUUAUCAUCCCUCAAAGCCAAACCCCAAGACGACAUCGACACCUCAUUCUUCGACAACGUCAAUCCCCGAGACGACAUUCCCUUCGUACCCCCCGAAAUCCCCGAAGGCUUCGUCCCCCCUCCCUCCUUCGAUGACGGUCCCCCCGAAACCGAAGAUGAAAUUGCCGCCGCAUACGAGGAGCUCUACGGCCCCGCCUACAGCGGAGUCAGCGUUCUCGGCAACGACAUUUACGUGAUGGACUCAAAGACCAAGAGGGACACUGGCUUCGGUUCCGGUGUCAAGAAAGAGAAGCUUCGAGAUGGGUUCGAAGAGAGGGUGGUUCAGGUUCGGAGGGUGACGAAGGUGGUUAAGGGAGGGAAACAGUUACGCUUCAGAGCCGUUGUUGUUGUUGGUGACAAGAAAGGCCAAGUUGGCGUUGGCGUUGGCAAGGCCAAGGAAGUUAUUGCUGCAGUUCAGAAGUCUGCUAUUAAUGCAAGGAGGAACAUCAUCAAGGUCCCUAUGACUAAGUACUCCACUUUUCCACAUAGAUCUGAUGGAGAUUAUGGAGCAGCAAAGGUGAUGCUAAGACCUGCUUCUCCUGGUACUGGAGUUAUUGCAGGUGGGUCUGUGAGAAUUGUUCUUGAAAUGGCAGGAGUUGAGAAUGCUUUGGGAAAACAAAUAGGUAGUAAUAAUGCGCUCAACAAUGCUAGAGCGACCAUUGUUGCUGUGCAGAAAAUGAGGCAGUUCCGUGAGGUUGCUGAGGAACGUGGGAUUCCAAUGGAAGAAUUAUGGAAGUAAUGUAAUCUAUGAAUCUCAUCUGUGAUAUAGAACUGGUCAUAGUUCUUGUUAAGGAAGUGAAAGUGUACCAUUUUUGUUGAAAGUUUUCUGAAAGAAAAUUGCUUCAAAAAGCUACUUGUUCAACUUGAAUCAUAUACAUAUUAUUCACCUCCCUGUUUAAUUUGUAUCUAUGGUUAUACAAUUUAUGCUUGGCUUCAUCAUAGUUGAGGACUGAUCAUUAUUCUUCUCUCAUCUUAAUUAAAUCCAAUCCAAGAUGCUAUUUUCAGUUGCAGAAGGUGUGAAUCUUCCAUCAUCAGGGAGGGAGUCCCAUUACCAUCGAUUAAGGAACCACGCUGGGCUUCAAUGUGUUCUUGAUGGGGACGCUUGUUACCAAUUCUAAUUACUCUGCCAUUGUUUGAGUUCGACACAUAGAUAUGUCGAUCUAACACUGAAUUCCCCAUUUUGGUUUGCUUCCGGACGAGUUUGUCAGGUUGGCCACUAAUAGAAAGUAGAAUUGUAAAAUCUGCUCUUCUAUAAAAUGAACAAAUAUUUCGUUUUCUU
Abrus precatorius (Indian licorice) is the source of this 1528-nucleotide messenger RNA. RefSeq names its product 30S ribosomal protein S5, chloroplastic. Gene Ontology annotation, biological process: translation. The record is from RefSeq and is a predicted model, not a curated record. The transcript is spliced from 2 exons. Gene Ontology annotation, molecular function: structural constituent of ribosome; RNA binding. The coding region runs from base 83 to 988 and encodes 301 amino acids. Gene Ontology annotation, cellular component: ribosome; mitochondrial small ribosomal subunit. Lineage: Eukaryota; Viridiplantae; Streptophyta; Magnoliopsida; Fabales; Fabaceae.